UCCCCAAUCCCGAAUUGUAAUUUGUAUUCUCGUUUGACGCAGACUGUAAAGUUUAAUUUCUCAUGCUUUUUCGUGUUUCCCGGUAUUUUUAGCACUUUUUCAGUUAAAAAGUGAGUUUUAUAAAUUUUCAUGAAUCGCGUGUUGUCCAGAAUUUAAACAAUGGCCGAUUUAUUGCAAGAACUUUACGACAAAUACGAAAUCCUUUCCAGUGCUAAAGACAAAAUAUCUGAGAAGUAUGUCGAGUAUACUGAAUGCAUAAACGGAACGACUGGCGGUCCUAAAGAAAAGAAAUUGGCAGCACAAAUCAUUUCGAAAUUCUUCAAGCAUUUUCCCACCUUACAAGAGCAAGCACUCAAUGCCAUCAUAAAUUUGUGUGAGGAUGAUGAUAGCGAUAUCCGUAUAUGUGCCAUGAAAGUUUUGCCCAACCUAGCCAAAGAUAAUGCAGAAUUGGUAGGAAAUAUUGCGAGCAUAUUGGGACAGUUAUUGCAACUAGAGGACCUAGAUUAUACUGUCGCUUGUAAUUCAUUAUGCAGUAUCUAUAAGCAAGAUCCAGUUGGUGCAACUAAGGGAAUUCUAAAUAGUAUACAAUCAUCGGACGAUGAAUCUUUCCGGGAAAAGGCAGUUGUAUUUUUAUUUACAAAGCUGGUUUAUUUACCGGAUAUUCAACCUCUUAGCAAGAACCCAGAAUUGCCACCCCUUCUUGUUGAAGAGGGCAAGAAGAUAAUCCAGGAUUGUACUUCAGAGGAAUUUAUUAUUAUAAUGCAGUUUUUGCUAAAAUCCAACCUUUCAAAAACAUUACAAGGACAACAAGAACUCAUUAAUACUGUGGCUGAAAAAAUUGAGCUAAAAGAGAAAUUUGAACCCACCGAAGAAGGAACUGAUAACGUUAGUCGACUAAUAUUAUGUGUUGAUUGUAUUUUACCAUUGUUUAGUGCUACUUUGGAGUCCACUCAGUUUGUUAUUUAUUAUUGCACUCAAGUCUUACCCAAUCUUGAAAAGAUAAGAAAUAUUAAAGAUAGUGAAAAGUUGCAGUUGAAACUACUGAGACAAUUAGCAUUGCUAAGCGUUCAUUGUGGAAAUGUUGAAAACAUCACAGAAAUUGUGCAAAGUGUUUUUGACAAACUUAAGGAAUAUAUGCCCCUGCCCCCAGAAGAUGUUGACCUAAACAACGUUCCACAGUUAGACUUCACGUCAGUAGAAUGCCUACUUUAUACUUUUCACAGACUGACCAGGAAGAUUCCAGAGUUUUUGACCGGCGAUCAAGAACGUUUAAAAGAUUUCCGUGCAAGACUUCAGUAUUUUUCUCGAGGUGUGCAGGGAUGCAAAAGGGGAUUAGAAAAGAAAGCAAACCCGAAACCUCAAGGUGAAGAAUUUCAUAUUCAACAACUUAUCAUUGAACUGGCACCGCUAUUGCUGAAUAAUAUCAACUCCAUUAUAAAGGAUUUGUUUUAUCAACCACCACUAUAUAAAUGCAAUGUAACAUUAUCAUUCAAGGAAGAGGAGAAGAACAAGGAAAAAUUGUCUUCACUAAAAUCGCCCACUUCACAAAAAAGACACGCUCCCAUAACCUUUGAUUCAAGCAAUGGUACAGCAGGUGCAAAACAAAUAAAAUCUACUAAAGGUGGUGAUUCCAGGAAACCAACACAAACAACUUACCAACCUCCCAGUGGUAAAUUUAGUAACAACUUCGGAAGGACGGGUACACGUGGAGGAAGCUGGAGAGGCAGCAGCCGUGGCCAAAGAGGUUUCAGAAGUGGAGGCGGCGGAGGACGAUCUUGGAGGAACUAAUUUUGUUUUCUACCCGUUUUUUUUAAAUAUUCAAUAGCACGGUAGGUAUUAUCCGGAGGUCAAGUUCUUUUCUUUUUUAUUUUAUUCAUUUUAAACUAACCAUUUUCAUGGCAUUAAAAUUAAAUUCCUUUCAAUUGAUUCAUGCUAUUAAUAUCAUGUCUUCCUUUUAAUAGCUAGUCCUAAAAAAACGAUCCUGAAUAUAUUGCAAAUUCACGCAUCAGUAAUAUUUCAAAAAUACAUUUAAGCUAUUUGAUGACUAGUAUAUUUUUUUUUUUUUGGUUUAUGAACUUUGACCUUCCGAAAUUGCUUUAAUCAGGAUUUAACAGAUGGAAAUAGUUUCUUUGAAGAUUUCGUUGAUUUACUUUUGUGAAAUGUGUUGCGUUUCAGUCUUUAAUAAAUUUAACUGAAAGUAA
Molecule: messenger RNA, 2201 nt
Organism: Anthonomus grandis grandis
Lineage: Eukaryota; Metazoa; Arthropoda; Insecta; Coleoptera; Curculionidae
Gene: cass
Product: apoptosis inhibitor 5
Exons: 7
Coding region: 160-1788 (542 amino acids)
Biological process (GO): negative regulation of apoptotic process
Cellular component (GO): nucleus
Molecular function (GO): RNA binding
Source: RefSeq, a predicted model, not a curated record